AUUUUCAUCCAAUAAUAGCAAGGGCAAAAAUGGAGAGAUAUGAACUGGUUAAAGAAAUUGGGUCUGGCAAUUUUGGGGUAGCCAAGCUUGUUAGGGACAAGGGAACCAAAGAGCUGUUUGCAGUCAAGUUUAUUGAAAGAGGCAAAAAGAUUGAUGAACAUGUACAGAGGGAGAUUAUGAAUCACAGAUCUUUGAAGCAUCCAAAUAUCAUCAGAUUCAAAGAGGUCUUGCUAACACCGACUCAUCUAGCAAUAGUUAUGGAGUAUGCUGCUGGUGGGGAGCUUUUCGAGAGGAUAUGCAAUGCGGGUAAAUUCAGUGAGAAUGAGGCGAGAUUUUUCUUUCAACAACUUAUAUCGGGAGUUAGCUACUGUCAUACGAUGGAAGUUUGUCACAGAGAUCUUAAGCUCGAAAACACACUGCUAGAUGGAAACACAGCUCCUCGUGUUAAAAUAUGUGAUUUUGGGUAUUCGAAGUCGGCGGUUCUGCAUUCUCAACCGAAGUCAGCAGUGGGGACACCUGCUUACAUCGCACCCGAAGUUCUAUCAAGAAAAGAAUAUGAUGGAAAGCUUGCAGAUGUUUGGUCAUGUGGGGUUACGCUGUACGUGAUGCUCGUCGGGCUAUAUCCUUUUGGAGAUCCGGAUGAUCCAAAGAACUUUCGAACAACUGUUUGUCGGAUACUUAGUGUCCAAUAUGCGAUUCCAGAUACUGUAGAAAUUUCAUUGGAAUGCAGACAUCUUCUGUAUCGGAUAUUCGUUGCAAAUCCCGAGAAGAGAAUAACCAUUCCAGAAAUUCAAAUGCACCCAUGGUUCUUAAAGAACUUGCCUACGGAUUUAAUGGUCGAAGGAAGCUCUCAGGACACGAAUUCAAACGACACGUAUCAAACCGUUGAUGAAAUAUUGUCAAUAAUACAAGAGGCAAGAAUACAUCCCGGGAUGCUCAAUGAUGGAUCGGCACAACUUCUUGGCGAUAGCAUGGACUUUGAUGAUUUGGAUGAGUCAGAUAUCGAAGAUAUAGACAUAAGUGACGAUUAUGUUUGCUCGUUGUGAAAGAACAACAAAACGACGUGUUUUAUUGGUCAACGGCUACUUCGCUCAUCAUCGGAGAUAACUUGUGAGUUCUUUUAUGAAUGGUUAUCGAAAUUUUAGUUUUUUUGUUCUGUAAUAAGAUCUUGUUAGUCGUCCUUCGUAUAUGUUGUGGUAUAUAAACCAACCCAAACCAAAUAAACCCAAUAUAUCUCACUCGAAGGUGGGGUCUGAGCGGUAAUGAUGUAUGCAGACCUGACCUCUGCCCAAAAAGUGAACAUAUGUUUUUAUAGUAUAUUGAAUUAAAUAAUAUAGCAUAUACAACGUAUUCUCCUCUA
This is a messenger RNA of Cynara cardunculus var. scolymus (artichoke), 1360 nucleotides long. Its product is annotated as serine/threonine-protein kinase SAPK1-like. Gene Ontology annotation, molecular function: protein serine/threonine kinase activity; ATP binding. Gene Ontology annotation, biological process: protein phosphorylation; intracellular signal transduction. NCBI's taxonomy places the organism in Eukaryota, Viridiplantae, Streptophyta, Magnoliopsida, Asterales, Asteraceae. Bases 30 to 1046 code for a protein of 338 amino acids. The record is from RefSeq and is a predicted model, not a curated record. The transcript is spliced from 10 exons.